Molecule: messenger RNA, 3536 nt
Organism: Fonticula alba
Lineage: Eukaryota; Rotosphaerida; Fonticulaceae
Exons: 3
Coding region: 1-2289 (762 amino acids)
Biological process (GO): SCF-dependent proteasomal ubiquitin-dependent protein catabolic process
Cellular component (GO): SCF ubiquitin ligase complex
Molecular function (GO): protein binding
Source: RefSeq, a predicted model, not a curated record
AUGACACCAGCCCCCUCGCCUCUCCGACAACCGUGCACCGACCCGGCUGUGGUCCUGCCGGCAGACCUCUUUCGUCGCGUGCUCCUCCACCUGCCGGUGGCCGACUUGCUGGCCUGCGCCGGGGUCAGUGAACGCUGGCGCGUGGCUUGUCAAGAUGACCCGGUCCUUUGGCGUGCCCAUUGCGCUCGCCAGGGCUGGCUUGCGCCGGAGCUCGACCAAUGCGACGUCAACAUCUGGCGCAAUGAUCUCAGCGCCCCGCGCGACCGGCCCCCGCGACCCUUCAACCUGUGGCGCUUUGUGUACAUGGAGCACUGCCACCGCAGCCUGGCUUUUCGCUUUGGUCUGGCGCAGGCCAACUACUUCCUUGUCCGCCAGGCCGGGCAGCGGGCUGCCCUGCGCGGCCUGCUCGCCGGCCAGGCGGCCACGGCCCUACUUCCCACACCCGAGUCCGAUGCCUCCUCGUGCCUGGCCCCCGGGCCGCUCAGUGUGCCACCGGAGACCCACCGCGAGGACAGUCCCGACACCCGCCCCGACCCGGUGGACCUGUUCGAUCUCGACGUCGACGCAGGGUGGAUACUCGUCGCAGCCAAGGACAGCCGCGCGAUCCUGGUCAGUCGGAUGGACCUCGGCGAUCCGACUCCCGGCCUGGACCCCGAAGAGGGGGUUCUCCUCAGCCAGAUCACCCUGCCGGACUCGCCAAUUCUCCGGCACCUGGCCAAGUCGGCCGGCGGAACGAUCGACGCCACUGCCGUGGCCACAUGCCAGCGCGAGGCGAAGGCCAGCCCGGGCCGCGUGGUGCCGCCCACGCCCGAGGGCAUCUCGCCGGCCGGAUCAGAUGCCGCUGCCGGCGUUGCCCCGGCCGCAGCCACAGCACCCCUUGCCUCGGCCACCCCGGCCUCCCAGGCCGAGGGGCCCUCCAACGUCCCCCCGGGCAUUCGGCGUCUGCUUAGCUGGUUCGACACGGGGCCGCCUGCCAGCCCCGCUGCGCCGCCAGGCCCCGGGCCGACGGGGCCCAACUCCACCGACGAUCUGGGCAUGUCGCCGGUGGCCGCCGGCGGCCCCCCCAUCGAUGAGGCCCAGCCCCAGGCCCCGGGCGAUGUCCCCCCGGCUCCGCCGCUGCCCGCCCUGGAGGAGGGCAUGCCUCGGCCCGAGAGUGUGCGCCCGGCGCUGGCCUUCUUCCGCCAGCUGGGCGACAAGCUGUCACUGAUCUUGUCGCCCCAGGCCGCGCGCGCGGGUCGCGACCAGUCGCCGCCGCCGCCGCCGCCGCCGCCGGCCGCGGCACCGACACCCGCCGGCCAGGUGCUGGCGCUGCCACUGCGCCGGGCGCCGGCUCGUGGCGGGAGCAUUCCCACUCGCGGGCCCUGCCUGGCCGUGCGGUUGGUGUCUCUCGAUCGGGGGGCAUCCGCCUCGGCCCCGGCGAAUGAGCCGGCCGCAGGGCGGAGCAUCGCCCUGACCGGCGACUCGCACGGCUGGCUGUCCGUCACCUACACGUGGCUCCUGCCGGCGGCCAGCUCGGCGCACCCCGGGCCAGCCGCCGCCCCCGGCCGGGAUCUCUUCCCGGCCUUGGCGCUCGGCGGAUCACCGGCCCAUGUCGCCCUUCCGGCCCACGAGGGCCCGCUGGUGACCAUCGGCUCAUGGACGCGGCCGGAAACCGCCGGUCUCGACACGGCCCGGUCCGGCGGCGUGGAUGUCCUCAUCGCCACCGGCGGCUUCGAUACCAUGGUCCACAUUUGGACCGUGUCGGCCGCUGGCCGGACCAGCACGCCCGAACUGCGCCAGCUUUGCACCCUUGCGGGGCACGCGUCGGACAUCUACUGUUCGGUGUUCCUGCGGUUCCCGGCCACCUUGGAGCUGUUUGCCCCGGAGUAUGUUUCACAGCAGCAGGGCCUUGUCCCCGGGGAGCGGUCCAUCCCGGCGGCCAUCCGCGCGGCAUACUCGCAUGGCGGCCUGCCACUGGUCAUGACGUGCUCAUUCGACCGGAGCGUGCGCCUCUGGCGCUUGCACCCGGAGGAGGAAACCGCCCCGACCGAGCUGGCGGUAUGGCUGUUCGCCUCGCCGGUGGUGACCCUGUGCGAGGUCCCAGGCGUGUCGGUCAGCGCCUUUUCCCUGGUGGCCUGCUCGCUGUCCUGCGGCAAGGUGGUCUGUGCGUUGUGGUGGCCUGUGAUCCUCUUCGCGGUCUUUCCCCGGGGCCCGGCGAAAAGCGCGCCCUUUCGCCCGUGCCGUUCCUGCUCCGCCCCCCCCUCCCUCCUGGACGGGAGGAGGGAAGUCACACAUGUCGGCUCUUACUGACACCCUUCCUGCACAUGGGCGCAGUUGUCAACCCCGCCGACCCGAGCGCCCGGUUGGCUGACAGCCCGCUCCUGGAAAUCACCCUCCCGGAGGGCGUGUGGGCCAAAAGCAUCGCCACCACCCCACUGACCGAGCAUUCGCUGCUCCUGGUCGAUGAGAUCCGCCCCGGGGCCGAGACAGAGCCCUGCACCCCCAACGGAGGCGAGGAUGAGGCCAGUGCCGCGGCGGCCGCCGGUCGUGAGGCCGACGCGCGACUCCUCUUCCUCGGGGGCUCCGACGGCCGGGUAUAUACCUAUGAGCUGCGUAGCCUGCUGUCAGCCCGAGUGGCUGGCGCCAAUUCUCCCGGGCGCCUGGCCGUAUCCCUGGCCGAUCCCAGCCGCCAGCCUGCCCCACAAGUGGCAUACAGCUGGGAGUCUCACGGGCAUGUGGUCACCGGGCUCAAGCACCUGGCAAGCCCGCUGCUGGCGGCCACUCGGCGCCGGGCCCCCGGCUCGGGGAUGGACGCCAAGCGCCCGGCCGCCGGGCCCAACACGCCCCGUUCCUCGCCGGAGGCCGAUGCUCGCCGGCGCCGGCGCCGGCGGUGCGGCCCAGCGGAGAAUGGCACCCUCCCGGGGACAGCCGCCUUGGCAGCCAUCCCGGCGCCGGCCCAGUCGGUGCCGGCAGGGUGGCCAACGGACCAGUCACCAGGAUGGCCGGCUGCCACCGCUGCCAAUACCAAUACCACCACCACGGCGGCCGCUGCGGCCGCUGCUUCUGUCGCUGCCAGAAGCGCCCCCGCCAGUGUCGCCACCCCGACACCCAUCGGGCAUCUGCUGCCGGACGCCUGUAUGGCACAGCUUGCCGACCUGGGCCUGGGGGCCGGGCCUGAUGGGGACACCUUCCUGGUAAGCGCCGGCCGGGAUGGCCGAGUGAUCUCCUACACCGCGGACCUAGAGCCGGCCCUGCGUCGCCGCAUUCUCCUGGACUUCGGCUACCCGGAUGUCGUGCCAGGUGGCGGAGGACCAGACCCGGCGGCCGGCCGUCCAGCUGCCCUGCGCGUGUAGGGCAGCCCCCUUCCUUGAGACAAUACACCGAUAAAGACCAUGGGCUCGGGUGCACCGGCACUAGCGCGGGCGAGUGCGGAAGGGGGGCCCCCGUCGGGGCGCCACCGGGCCCGAGCGGAAAGGCGUUGUCCGGCCGCCAAAGCGCAGUUGCCCGCUCUGGAUGCGCCCCCCGAGACCGCCACCCAGGCGUCGUGGCACCCAGCC